This is a messenger RNA of Haliotis rubra (blacklip abalone), 10306 nucleotides long. RefSeq lists its product as uncharacterized. The record is from RefSeq and is a predicted model, not a curated record. Gene Ontology annotation, molecular function: protein binding. Lineage: Eukaryota; Metazoa; Mollusca; Gastropoda; Lepetellida; Haliotidae.
AUCCCCCCUGAAGCUGUGGGUCGGAGGGAAUACAAUUGUUUAACCCAAUAAUUGUUUUAUGUGUUUACGAUGUCUCCAUCAAGGAAGCUGUAUUGCCGUUACCCACCCAUGUGGAACAAUCGUGAAAUAUACAGCAUGUAAUGAUUGAUGGGCGAUGACACAUCACCACUGACAGCUGAGGACUAGGUGUUUUGGAGAAAGGUUGGAAUUACACAAGAUGGUCAUUCAGUUGGGAUAGCAAGCAGGUAGCCAGACAGCUGGUCACUGUGAGUCACAGGGAUAGAAAAUGUUAACAGUUUGUUUCAUUGUGUUUGCGAUAGUAUCAAGUGUGUUACUGGAAUGAGAAGAUAUCACUUGUGUGUAUUUCACCCAGCUUGACUGCCACAGCAACAAGCAUAUCGGGAUACUUUAUCAAAGCAUUGCAUGGACCUAUUGCCAACCCUUGAGUGGAGUAUUCACGAUAGUAAUCAAUCAGCAGAAUAAUCAGGUGGGAGGAUUUUGAUUCAGUCAUUCAGGACAUUUUGAGAUUCAGAGGCAGGUGAAGCCCACCAAGGACUAUCAAUUAACAUCCAACCUUCAACACUGAACAGCUCAACUGGAAAUAUGUAGAUAAGUAUGCAGUCUCCAUUGUUUGGUGAGAUUCUGGUGAAGAAGACGGGUGGAAAGGAUAUGAAGGCAAGAAUGUUGUGAUCAGACGACCUUCACCUUAGUGUCACACACAGCAGACGUCAUGUCAGGGUGGACGAGUUUAACAGGAUACCUCAGCUUUAAGCCAGGUGGAGCUCUGAGUCGCCUCAAGUCCCGGAAGCGGAUGUGGUGCGCCCUGGAAGAGAGCAAAUGUCAGUUGUUGUACUACAAGUCUGAGGAAGAUGCUCGGUCCAAACCUCCUGCUGGCGAGGUCAAUUUGAAGGGUGCCGCCAUUACCCUUGACCUAGACAACCAGAACCAGUUUAUUAUCAUCACGGAGGGGAAGGAAUUUGUACUGACGGCAGAAAAUCAUGAGUCCAUGAUGAUUUGGCUGAUGGCAUUACAGGCCAAGAGGGACCUCCACUCCCGGGCAAAUGCUGACAAGAAGAAGACCCCCAAGGAGGAGCUGGACAGGAGAGAACGAAGAAACCAGACAGCAUUUAUAAGGGAACAUAUUUGGUACCAUAGUUCCUCUGACAUCACAGCCAUGAACCCCGAGGGCAGCCGCCAUAAAGCCCUUGGUUACUCUCAGUCUCUUCACAUGAACAACACCCCAACGUCAGCGUUGAACUCCAAAUUCCGACACUAUCAGCUCCAGAAGAUCGGAGAGUCAUUCGACGUGAACAACAUGCCAUCUCGCAAAGUUUCAGUUCCUUGUUGCCUUAUUAGAGAUUCGGUGUCAUCCACUCAUGAGAAGGUGGACCGAUCGCGCUCCUUGCCGCCAGUGUUUGAAGAGAUGCCUCCCUUCAAAAAGAGGUUCAGCAUAUCCAAUCCUCUAGAGAUUCCAUCGUCCCUAUUUACUCCAUAUGCCCGACAGCUGUCAGUCAGCAUGGACUCGUGUGAAACCAAGGCUAAUGGCUACCGACGACGCAGCUCCAUGUACAAUGGAGACUCCAGCAGCGGCAGCACCGCCGACAGUGACGAGUUGUACGGGGAGGAGGGGCAUCCCAGGAGGAACAAAUCAAAGGCUGAUGGGAUGAAGAGGAAGAUGAGACAGCAGACGUUUGAUCAGGACAGUGACUGUGAUCAAUAUCAGAACUUUGAUCUGUCCAGGUCAGAGGAGAGGAACCGACAUAGCUCGAUGUCUGCGUCCAGUGAUUCCGCCAUCGAUAAAGGGGAGAUGGGGUCUCAAGAGCUGGGCAGAAUCUCGGAACUGGAGAAGGAGCUGAUAGCCACCAAGUGUGAGCUGGCCAAGGUGAUGAACAGGCAGACGUGUUACCAGGACAUCCUGAAACAGAAGGAUGAGAUCAUCCUUGACCUUGACGAGAAACUGGGACAGUUGGGGCAUGGGGAUCAGGCGUAUGACAGCAAGAAGAGAACAACCAAAGUAUCAAAAGAGUUUCAGGAGAGAGUUCGAGUCUUACAAAACCAGAACCGUUUCCUGAAUGAAGAAGUGAAACGCCUGGCCAAACUACGCAGCAGCGAUCAGACAGUCUUCACGGAACAGGACAGCAAGUUGCAUGGCCUGGAGGCAGACAUAGAGAAGUGGAAGUUCGACUAUGUCUCCCUCAUACAGUCCAGCAUCAGAUUCACUGGGACAGACACCAUGGAUGAUGCAGAGUUGUCUCUCUUUGGUGGUGACAGGCACAAGAUCAGAGUUCAAAAACUUCUCGAUGAAGCCAGGAAGAUCAACCCAAGUCUGCCCACAUAUGAAAGACUGGCCAACCACGAUGUCCAUGUGGACUGCUAUGGUUUCCAAGCACCAGUUUCACCUACCUGCUUCACUACCUGUGCCAGGGCAGCUCACUACCUGAGGAACAUCGAGGAACGCCGAUGGAACACCUACCUCAAGCAGCAUGCCAAGAACAUCAUUAAAAAUAAGAAGAGUUUGAAGCAUCUGUGUCGCGGUGGCAUACCAGACCAGUAUCGGAAACAGGUGUGGCGGCAGCUCGUCCACGACCAGGUGCAGGAUGUCAUCACGGAGAAGGGUCCACACUACUUCCGCAAUCUCUGCAACCUUGUCCCAGACUCACCGCUGGCUGCUCGAUACAGGAAGCAGGUCUCCCUGGACCUGAUGCGGACCAUGCCAAGUAAUGUCAAGUUCGCCACUGCAGGAUCCAGAGGGAUCAUGGACAUGCAGGACAUCCUCCUGGCUUUCUGCAUCCACAGCCCCUCCAUCGGCUACUGCCAGGGCAUGAACUUCAUCGUCGGCAUGGCGCUUCUCUUCAUGGAUGCACAGGAUGCUUUCUGGACUCUGGUGGCCAUCACGGAGAGGUACUUCACCCCCAGCUACUUCGACCACAACCUGGUGGGCGCCCAGGCUGACCAGCUGGUCCUGAAGGACCUCAUCAAGGAGAAGCUGCCCACACUGUCCAGACACCUGAUGGAGAUCGACAUAGAGGUGUCCACCGUCACCCUCAACUGGUUCCUAGCUAUCUUCUUUGACGCAGUUCCAUUCCAGACACUGCUACGGAUAUGGGACUGUUUUCUUCUGGAAGGGCCGAAAGUUUUAUUUCGCUUCUCGCUGGCCAUCCUGAAGAUGCACAAGAAGGAGAUCCUGCUAAAGUCCGACACCAUCAGCGUCAUGCGUCAUCUCAAGGCCUGCGCCAAGAUCACGUAUGACACCGAUGGCCUUAUCAAGGUUGCGUUUGAGGACAUGAAGCCGUUCACAAGUCGGCAGAACAUCAUGACGAAGCAGACGUGCUACCUGAACGCUCUGAAGGAGAAGUACAAACGCAAGGAGAUACAGAAGCUGGCCUUCGCUGAGCGCGAGCAGUUGUUUCUUUCCAUUGAGUCUGAAUCAGGAAACUAUCUCAGUUUUGAGUGUUGUGCUGAAAGUGACAACGGAGAGAUCUGGCUGUGUUACGGGGAACAGAUGAUGUCCAAGGUGUGUAAGGUGAACACCAGCCAGGGCGUCAUGGUGGACAUGGACAUCGAGUUUGACACGCGUGUGAUGUGCAUGUUGGCUCUCCCUGACAACAUGGUGCUGUAUGGUACGCUGUCCUGGAUGGUGUUCGCCUACAACAUGGCCAAACGAGAGAAGAUCUGGCAGGUGCGGCUUCACGAUGCGGUAUUGUCAAUCUCCAUGUACGUGGACGAGGAUGACUGCUGUAGGGUGUUUGCUGGCCUUGCUGAUGGAACUGUGGCCGUCCUCGAGGCUGUGAAUGAGAUCAUGCCAACCUAUGACGUGAUGUACAUUCCCAUUGGUCAGUCUCCAGUCAUGUGCGUACAGCUGCUUGACAACCACCUCUGGUGUGCAUGUGGAAAUAAAGUGUUCAUCAUCCAUGCAAGCACCCUCGAUGCCAUGGACAACUUCACAGUGUCGUCCAAUCCAUACGACCAUAUCCUGUCGCUGGCACCAGGCCGACCGGGAGUCUGGAUCUCAAUCCGGGGGUCAUCCAUCUUGGAAUUAUGGGACAUCCAAACACUGAGCUGCAAGAUGUUGUACGACACGCGAGCAGGGAAAUACCCAAAUCUGCGCAAGGAGGAUGACAGCUACUUUAACAGAGCCAGGAUCACAGCUAUUCUCCCCAAUGACAAUACGGUCUGGAUCGGCACCGGCGAGGGCAACCUCAUCAUCUAUGAAGUCGUGGAACACAUGCCUAGUCUGACUCCAUCUGAAGCAUCAUUUUCUGAGAACAUCCCGGAAAACAUGUACCUGAGUCGCUCCAUGGAGGAGGUGGAUCCAUAUGAUCCCAUCCGGGCAGUUGAGGAAAGGGUCCGUGAGCUCUACUUCAAAAACAUCAACAGUCCUGACAUCAUGCCAAAGCCAUUUGAAUCUCGGAGGUUGAACAUUAAUCUCGGCGACAGUUCCACUCCCACGGCUAGUACAGGAGCAUUGUCUGACUGUGGUGCUGUGGACAUCUCCUGCAACAAACUGCUGUCAUCCUCACCUGCCAACUAUUCCAGAUCUCCACCUGGUCAGUGUCUGGACAUGACAUCCCCAAGUUAUUGGUUCGACAGCUAUGGCAAAAGUUUUGGUAAUAAUCAACUACAGUACCAGGACCAGAAUCCAAGUCUGUUUGCCAACAUUGAAGAAACCAAAGAACCGGAUGAAGCCUCAGACGGUUAUACCAAUGAGGCUGAAGGGAAGGGGCCAAGAAAGCUGUUUACAAGAGAAACUACCAAAAUCUCGGAAUCAGACUCUGUGUUGUCCAAUGGUGAUGUAUGUAACAGUUCUGCACAACAGGACAGUGUAUCAGAAACGCCAGUUUCGAGCCCCGUGUGCAACGGCACUUUCUCACAUGAACUGACUACAGAGAACAGCGGUCGUGUCUCAGAGACAGAUCAUCAACAUGCAGACCAAUCUGUGACAACAGUGCCUGACUCAAUUGACGACACACAGAGUGGUGACAACACCUUGGACUCAAACGAGCAUGAUGGCUCAGCCAAAAUAAAACCCAGGUUCGCAGACACGAAGUCUUUAAGUGCUGAUUCAGGGAUCAGGAUAGGUUCUGAGGUGGAUGGUUCUCUCCAAACCACCUCUGUGAGGGAGAGAAAUGGCUCUGUCAAAUCAUCAGAUUGUAAAAGUGCUUCCAAUAGUAAUGCCAAACAGGUUAAUGGACAUAUUAAUGACAGUGACUUACCCCAGAGCUGUGAGCUUGGGGAUCUUGCUCAGGGGAACACACAGAUGCCAGUUCUUCUCCAACCAAGUGUACAGACACGGAAACAGAUUAUGCCAGUGCAAAGGAAGCUGGAUCAGACAGUACUCCGCAGAGAAUCUGGUCAGAUGAAACACUUGAAAACAAAACAGAAUGGCAUUGGACAAGCAGGUGAAGAAAGCAUCCAGUUUGGGCAACAUUCUGGACAUGGUAAAGACUGUGGUACGAAGGAGGUGGUUUCCAGUGUCCCAAAAGGUUUGCAAGGUCGAAUGGACUCUGUGUCCAGUUCGACGGGCAACUUGAAACCAAAGAACCAGGAAACCCAGUGGAGGAUAGACUUCACAGGCUACCAUGUAGACACGGACUGUGAGAGCCAGCUGUCGACCCUUUCCAUAGACUGUUCUGACCUUGACUCUGUUUCGCAGCCUUCCAAGAGCCACAGGCCAUCCAUUGACUCACAACCAGAUCUGAAACAGUUUGCCAGUCAGUCCAACAACAACUUGUCCAACUUUAACCCAGAUAACUUCAUCUUUCCUGAGGAUUACUCCCUGGAGCAGAAAAUGGCCAAGUACCUCCAAACACCAACAUUUGGAACGACCCACAGUUCGAAGUGGUCAAGUUUUGACAACUUAUCGACUCCUUCACGUGACCAGGAUACUUCCAGUCCUGAUCAGAGGCGGGCGGUCUUCCUCCGAGGUGACUCCUUACACAGUGAUGUUUCCAGGGGAACCAGCAGUGUCUCCCUGGCAACCAUGGCAGAAUCUCUCUAUGCAGCUGACCUCUAUGUUCAAGCUAAGGUCAAGAUAUCGGACAAGCCGGUUAAAUGUCUAGUCCGCCUCAAGCGGAAAGAUGACCUGAUACUCAGUCUGUCGGGAUCGUUUGGGGAUGAUGAGGCAGUGUUGAAGUGGAAGAGGGCACCAAAUGAGCAGAUGAUCUGGACCAAUGAUCCAAUCCUGGAGUUCUGUCGGGACACCAACACCCCAAAGCUUCCAUCCUACAUGAGGAACAGGAUGUCAAGCACCUCUUCGAUUACAAGUAACAAGAGCAAUGGUUCCGUCAAGUACCUCAGUCUCUCCCAAGGCAGCGAUUAACCUUGCACAGGUUCUGGAAGGGAACAGUUCCACCUCAUUCUCUCAACGGGCAGAGAAUAACAUCAGGCAGCUUCAGGCAGAGGAACUUGGUACAUCCCUGUCAAAGAUGUCAGUUUCUUGCAGGACAGUAAAUAAUCAGUGAGCUCAAAGGUACAUGGACUUUGCCAACAGAGCAUGUAUGUGAGCAACUGAAAGAGGUGUGGUUUUGAAACAGUGGCAGACUGUUCAUGGUGAAAUUUCACUGUAGAUGUUGUUGGGAAUGGCUGGAUUUAAAACUUCAUUCAGCAGAAGCCUAGUAGAGGAAUCUUGUGAAAAGCAGUGAUUGUGAGAUGAGUUUCGAAAUGAUGUACUUAUGGGUCAAACAACCCCUUACCUUUGAAAAUGGUAUUGGAACUAUUGUACCAGUGAAUCUGUUAGCUCAAGGGCAGGCCAUUGGUUUAUUUGUUAAGACACAUGACCGGUGAUUCUCUGGCGGUGUGGUGAAGGAAACUCCAGCGUAGGCCCUACUGUGUCACUUACAGGUAUCAAGGUGAUUUGCAAAUUGAGACAAGGGCAUCUGGCUCACAAGGACUUGGAAGAGCCAUUUCUGUCACUGAUGGAUAUGGAAUCACAACACAUUUACAAAGACUAGGAAGAACCAUUUCUGUGAUUAUCGAGGGCAUGGAUGACAAGACAUUUACAAAACUGUCACAAGUAGCAGCUCUGAGAACAAUGGCUGUGACUAUACAUUUACUUCGGGAUAGGGAACAGUGAAUGCUUGUGUGUUUGUGUCAGUAUGAACAUUUGGAGAAGUGCAGUGUUGAUUGAACAAAUUCCUGUGUCAUAUUAGUAGGAUGCAUGCAAAAGAAUGGCUCUGCUGGAGGCAUUGGACUACACAGUGUUAACACAGGAAGGAGGGGAGGUUUCGGACCACUGCAAAAACCUUCAUGGAUGCCGAGGUGGAUCUUGAACAUUUGUGCGUUUAAUUUCAAGGCAUUAGUGAUGUAUUGUUGACACUCUGACCAUUGGGUUCAUCUUGCUGUAUAUCAUCUUAAUGAACAUGAAUCUCGAAUAUCUUGUGAACAAACUCUCAUCAAGGGAGGCAAUACUGUGAAGUCUUGUUUACCUUUUGACAUUGCACAAACAUUAAAAUUUUAAAACUGAGCUCUCAACAAAUCAAUGAUUUUUUAGAAGUGACUAAUGCUAAUACAUGCGGGACGUGUAAUAUAUUUUAUGAUUUAAAUUUUCUAAUCAAUCUACCAUCAUAUGAAUGACAAGUUUCUGUAAUAUUUUUACAGGUUUAUUUUGAAUUCUCUCUCUAUAUUUCAUAGAAUAUGCAGUCUAAACUUGGAACAUAUCCCUUCCGUGUAAAUACAAGUCUCGCUAAUCUGUGAUAAUGCUGUGAUAAUAUAUAAUGUAUAUUGGAAGGAAUCGUCAGAGAAUAGAUUUUCAUGGAGCCAAAGUAAUUUUGUUUCAAUGUUGAGUAUUCCUUCACAAUGGCACAAGACGUAGGUUGUUGUGUAUCACAGAAACAAACAGGUAGAACAAGUGAUGAUCAGAUCAGAUCACUUUCUUUGGGAUCACAUCAUUCAACAUGAUAAGAAACGGUAUUGGUGUUAGUGUUAUACGUUAUAAACCUGUACAUAACAUUCAUAACCAUUCAGUGUACAAUCAUAGGUGAUCUCUUCCGGUCUUAAAUCUGAUAUAUUUUGUAAUAAAUAUUGAAAUAAUACAGUAAACUUCUGUUUGCGGUUUCAAAAUCAAUAAAUGUUUGAAUUUCUAAAAUAAUGAAUUAAAAUAACAUUCCUCAAUAAAAUUUUGCAGAGGAUGCAAAUCAAACAGAUUAACGGAACAGGUCAAAUAUGAGUCAAUGCUGUGAUUGACAAGUGUGUUUAUACAAUGUACAAAUCUAUGUCAAUGACCUACAAAAUGUUUCAAAUGAUCAUGAAAAUAUAUUUUUUACAAAUUGUGAUCAUUUGAAGAAUGUAUAUAUUGCAGCCAUAUUGUGUAUUUAAAUGAAGCUUUGAUAUACAUUGCCAAGUUGUGAUCAUAAUGGAUGACAGGUUUGCCAUGUUUACAGGACUGUACACCAUAACAUUGUCAAUACUUUUACAUUGUUACCAUACUGUACAUAAUGUAAACCAUGAUAAUAUAUUUUGCUUAGAUCAUGUGAUAGUGUAUAGUGAUUCUAACCAAUGGCUGCACUUGUUCUGGGAUAUACGGUAUGGAGAGCCGAUUAUAGCUGCUUACUUAAACUGUGCCAUCAUCAAUACUUGGCGGGUUUGUACACGCUACAGUAAUUCAUCACCUGUGAUUACAUAUGACCAAUUGGCUGCAUAGCAGAAAUAUGUGUCUAUUUUGAGGUCUUUUGGGCUGGUGGGUAGCCUAAUGGUUGAAGCGUUUGCUCGUCACACCGAAGACCCGGGUUCGAUUCCCCACAUGGGUGCAAUGUGUGAAGCCCAUUACGGUGUCCCCCGCUGAUAUUGUUGGAAUGUUACUAAAAGCGGUGUAAAACCAUACUGACUCACUCACCCUUUGGUCAAGUAUUCACCUUUUAGGGCAAGAAUUAAUGUAUACAAUUCCCGCGGAGUAUUGAUGGGGUGACUGUACAUUUCACAAGCCUUAAUAUAUAUCAACAGGAAUGUUUCUAGUUUUAUAUUGUCAAUGUUUGAACUGUCUCUAUGAAUUCUACCAAAUAUCAUGUUUGUGUUGGUUACGGAUAUGUUGCUAUUGUUGUUGCUAUGCAACCAAUGUUCAAAAUUAAGGAUUGUCAAGGUGUCCCUGUUGUAUACUACUCAAAAGAAAUGGGAUGACAGAUUAACUAUUGCAAUAUGUAAGAAAUGGGUGUUCCUUACCUUUUUUGAGUAGUAUAUUUGUAUCAAGGGUGACACUACAUCUGUAACUUUUAGAAUAAGUGUCAGUCUUUGACUUUCACUACAACGUUGAACACUGGUUAUAUACUACUCAACUUUAGAUAAGGAUAUCUGUAUCGGACAUAAUGUAACAAAAAUCACAAUUUAUCAUGAAGCUGAAAAAUGCUGUUUUCCUGAAACACUAUCACCAUGUGUACAACAAGCAGUAAGUAUCAUCCAGUCCCAACAUGGACAAAGAAUAUUCUUGUCAAAAGUUGAGUAGUAUAAUAUAGAACCCAGCCAUGGAUGAGAAUCUUCACAUAAAAAGUAUAAUUGCAAAUCUGUUAUCUUUGAUUAAUCACCAAUUCCUUCUACUGGAAGUAAGGCCAGACCCAGCUAUUUUGGAUGUUACAGACUUUCUGUAUCGGUAUUUCAAUAUGAAGGCUAAAGACAAGUACAGGUUUGGUCAUGGAGCAAUGAAAAAAAGAGAGUUCUGUUUAACUUUAUGAAUAUUAUAUAUACCGUUCAAACAAAGUUAAAGAACGCUGAUUUUUUCAAAUGCAAGUUUAUGGCUCGACGAGGUUACAACAGACACCCUUCCAGAUGAAGGUGUUCAAGAUGUUUUGAGCAGUAUACAGGCAUACUUGUACUUAAAUAUUUUUAACUGUAUAGAAUAUAUAAUUAAAUAUCUGAAUAGUUGAAUAGCUAUUUUCAGUCAAAUACAGUAUUUGUAGUUUGAAAAAAUCUACAAUCUCAUAGAAUAAUAAGAAAGGACACCUCUCCAGACAAAUUAAUACUAUUCAAAAGAGGUUAAGGAGCAACUGAUACUUCCAAGUGUCAAGGAAUCAGGUGUUUCUUAACUUCUUUUGAGCAGUAUUUAGUUGAAAAAUCAUGCAGCCUACUUAAAGUAAAGGCAUGACUGUGUUCUGCACAUUAAAAUGUAAUUUUUCUUUAUGUGAAGAUUUCCAAACAUGGAGUUGUUUAUCAUUACCCUGUUGUUGUUAUAAUGUAUGAUGUUCAUUUCAUGAUAUCGAGGCCACAUCAUUGCUGCUUGUCUUUCAUCGUUACAAUAUACAUAAAUAUGUCAAACAUCUUUGUUCCUUAUCAGCAUCAUCGCGAGUCAUCUAGUCACCUGUAAUAAACAUACACAAACAUA